This is a messenger RNA of Glycine soja, 1748 nucleotides long. RefSeq lists its product as uncharacterized. The transcript is spliced from 4 exons. NCBI's taxonomy places the organism in Eukaryota, Viridiplantae, Streptophyta, Magnoliopsida, Fabales, Fabaceae. The record is from RefSeq and is a predicted model, not a curated record. The coding region runs from base 895 to 1230 and encodes 111 amino acids.
UACGCUAAAAAAAUUCAAUCCUAUGCAUGGAGUGUGUUAGACAUGCCAUGUAGACUAAUAAUGUGAUCAUCUUGUGAAUUAGGUCUUGGGACCGGUUAAACUCAAAUCCAAAUAGUAAAAAAAAAACUUCCUAAGAUAGCUUAAGAAAACAUCUUAUAGCUUAUAUGAAAACGAUUUGAUUUUAUUUUCUCUUAAAUUAUAGGAAUAACUUAUACACCGUGCGCUUAUGUGAUAAACACUUCAUUAACCACUUUACCAAACAGGCUUUCUUAAAUGUCGGUUUUUAUCUUCAUUAUAGGGCAUAGUUGUGUUGUGGCUCUCUGCGAUUGUUAGGCAUCCAAGGCCUCAGUGUGAUGUAGAACCUUGUGCAAAUCCAACAGUACUGCAACGAUCCUGUUUCUUUUCUCUUCCCUUGCUCAAAUGGCUCUUGGAGCUGGUGGCAUUAGGCCAUGUACCUUAGCCUUUACUGCUGAUCAAAUCAACAACCAUGAAACCCCACAAAAUGAGAGGACCAUGAAGAGCUUCUUCAAUUGGUAUUAUGUUUCGGUUGGCGUUUCAGUAACGAUUUCAGUGGACAUUUAUAGUGUACAUUCAAGUUAAAGCAGGGUGGGUUGUGGGUUUUGGGAUUCCUGUGGGGCUUAUGUUGUUUUCUGCCGUCAUGUUUUUCCUUGGGUUCUUCCUUAUAUGUCAAAGUGAAAUCAAACAAGAGCUUGCUCACUGGUUCCGCCCAAGUGAUUGUUGCAUCCUGGAAAAACAGAUACUUACACCUACCUCGUCAGAACUCUGACAUUUGGUAUUUCCACAAUGGCUCUAAUCUUGUUCAACCAACAAACAAAGUAAGGUUCUUGAACAAAGCUUGCAUAAUCAAGAACGGAGAGAAAGAUUUGGACUCGGAUGCCCAUUGAUCCAUGGAGUUUGUGUACAGUGAGACAAGUAGAGGAGUUGAAAGCCAUGGUGGGCUGUGAGUUGCGGGAUUUCUAUGGGGAUUGUGUGAUUGUCUGCUAUAAUGUUUUUUUGUGCCCUUCCAUAUACGUCAAAGUGAAACCAUAUAAUAGCUUGCUCACUGGCUUCGCCCAAGUGAUUGUUCCAGCCUGGAAAAACAGACACUUACCCCUGCCUCCCAAGAACUCUGACAUUUGGCAUUUUCGCAAUGGCUCUAAUCUUGUUCAACCAACAGACAAAGUAAGCUUACUUAAGGUUCUUGAACAAAGCUUGCAUAAUCAAGAAUAGAGAAAAAGAUUUGGCCUACGAUGGGAGACCCAUUGACCCAUGGAGUCUGUGUACAGUGAGACAAGUAGAGGAGUUGAAAGCCAUAAUCAGAGUCCUUCCUAUUUGGUCCACUGGCAUCAUACUUGCGGCUACUGUAAGCCAACAAUCAUUUUUCAUAGUCCAAACAGGCACCAUGGACAGGAUGGUGUUCGGUUUAGAUAUCCCAGCCACUAGUUUCACUUUAUUCAUAAUGCUCACUUUGACCAUAUGGGUGAUUGCAUGUGGUAUGAUCUCAUUCUAGUUCCCUUUUGGCCUAAGGAACGAAUAUUCACUGUUAAGCAACGAAUGGGAAUUGGGCUACUGAUCUCAUGUUUUGCCAUUAUAGUGGUCAACAUGUCAGUUAUGGUGGCUGUUGAAAUACAAGUAUAUGAGAUAAAAUUUCAUAUCAAAUACAAAUAAAAAAAUUAAAUAUAUUUUCUUAACUCUUCUUAAUUCUCGAAUAUGAUUUGACACAACGUUUUACUUUCAUUGGACAACUA